AUGUCGGACAAAAGAAAGUCUAAUUUAAUUAAAUUCUAUGGGAUUAUUUUCUUUCUCGUGAUCUCUAAAGUAAAUUCAAUUCAAAAGUUUUCGGAACAACCACAUUACACUGAAGUCAAUCCCAACCAAGAUGCUUUAUUAGCUUGCAAAAUAAUUGACAGAAAGGGUUCAUGUUCAUGGCAAAAAGAUAACAAACCGGUUGGAAUAUAUCCAAAGAAAUAUGAAUGGGCAAGUGGGAAUUCAAAUGCGAUUGGAAGUCAGAUGCAUUCAAGUGAUUGUUCUUUAUGGAUAAGAAAAGCGACCUUAGAGUUUGAUGAUGGGUUUUGGGAAUGCCAAGUAACAGCAAGCGAUUUUAUAACUCAAGAUGCUUUAACUAGUCAGCCGGUGAAGUUGGUUGUAAGAGUUGCCCCACAAAAACCAAAGUUAGAACAUGAAGGGCAAAAUAUUUUGCCAGGAAGUAACGUAACUGUCGAUGCAGGUGCAAUUGCGACAGUCAAAUGUGUGUCACAUUAUGGAAAUCCACCAGCUAUCAUUAAAUGGUUCCUGGGAGAUCAAGAAAUUGCGCCAUUACAUCCACAAAUCAAUUCAUCGGAACCUGAUAAUCCUAAAACAUGGUCAGCAACUGCAGUUGUGCAAGUACCAGCAACAAAAGAACGACAAGGCAUGAUUCUCAAGUGCUUAGCAUUUCAUGAAUAUUAUUCAGCCAGAACUGUUGGCGUUGAAGCUAAAAUGGAUGUCAGAUAUUCUCCGACAAUAAAACUUCAAGGAUCGCCACAAAUAGAUUUGGAAGAAGGAAAAGAUUCGCUAACACUCAGAUGCGAAGCAAAUGCUAAUCCACCUGCAAGUAUUGUGUGGCGAAGAGCUGGAAGACCUGAAAUUGCAAGUUUAACUGAAAGUCUUCAACUAAGACCGGUUAGCAGACGAGACAGUGGUCUUUAUUCUUGUCAAGCGCAAAAUUCAGUUGGCACUUCAGACGCUCUUUCUGUUCAACUUGAUAUAAAAUAUCCACCAAGAAUCAUUGCAGCUGGUCCUGAUCGAUUGAUAACUGCAACUUUAUAUUCACAAGCAGUUCUUGAAUGUAUUGCCGAAGGUAACCCAACUCCAACUUACAAGUGGGUGCAGAGAAUAACAUCACAAGGAAAUGUGUGGCUUGAAAGGGGACGAGAGUCUCGUCUUGUCAUUGCAAAUGUAACUUAUGACUUCCAAGGAGAAUACGAGUGUCGUGCAAAUAAUUUCAUCAAUGGACAGAAACGUUCAUCAAAUUCAGACACAAUUUCACUUCAAGUUGUGGGUGCACCACAAGUUCUUCGUUCGAAUUCUUCCUUGUAUCAAGUUAUUGUUAAACGAGGGGAAUCAGCGUCACUUACUUUAGUGGUAUGUGCCGAUCCCCGUCCCAGACAUGUUGCAUGGGAGUGGGGUUCGUUGAAAUUAGAAGCUGGAGCUGGAAUUGGUCGUUUUAGGGUUGAUGAUGUCACACAAGAUAAACGUGAAGAUUGUUACCUUGCUACACUUCACAUUAACCAAGCUGACGUUCAAGAUUCCCGUCCGUACUAUUUAGUUGUAGAAAACGAUCGUGGAGCCGAUAGGCAUUCAGUUAUGCUUACUGUCGAAGGAGUUUUUCCAGAGACACUUGGUAUCACUUAUUUUCUUGGAAUUACUGCUGUUUGUGCAGCAGUCUUAUUGAUAUUAAUAUGCUGGUGUGUCUACAUAAUUCGUAACAAAAAUCAAAAUAAGUACAAAGCAACAGAUAAAGACAGUGAAAAAACCGAUUUGAAACCACGUCAUGAUCUCAUUGGAGUGCCACAUCUAGAACCAACAUAUGCAACAUCUUCAUCUGCUAGAUUUCAUUUACCAACUCAGAGAAAUAUCAUUCAUGGAUCGCCUGAAGCAAUGAAGAUAACACACCAAUAUUGUGAUGAUUUAAGACAAAGAUUACUUUUAUUUCGUUAUCAUCAGAAUGUUGAUCUAAAUUUUAGAUACAAUAUCGGAUAAAAACACCAAAAUCAUUAGCCAUAAAUUAAUGAAAAGAAAAUGAAAAAAAAUUUCUGUUUUUGGAUGUAACAAAUAACCACAGAAAUGAUCAAUCAAAAAUAACUAAAUAAUGCAAAUUCUGUCACAUUCCAAUUUUUUCUAAUCAGGUUUUUACCAUUUCCGUGAACAAUGAAUACUAAAAUGUAACUAUAGAACUCAUUGAAAAUACGUUUACAACGAAAUUAUCACAAACUAGUUUACAUACAAUCAUCAAAUAAUACAAAAGAAAUAUUUAAACGGUUGAACUUGAAAAAAAACCGAAGUCUUAAAAGGGAUUUGUUUGGGAUGGUGAUGAACUUUUUUUAAAUAAAUUUCUCUUUGAAUAUUACGAU
This is a messenger RNA of Clunio marinus, 2363 nucleotides long. NCBI's taxonomy places the organism in Eukaryota, Metazoa, Arthropoda, Insecta, Diptera, Chironomidae. The record is from the annotation of a GenBank genome assembly.